Messenger RNA from Cryptomeria japonica (Japanese cedar), 1229 nucleotides. RefSeq names its product probable 2-oxoglutarate-dependent dioxygenase AOP1. The transcript has 2 exons. The record is from RefSeq and is a predicted model, not a curated record. Lineage: Eukaryota; Viridiplantae; Streptophyta; Pinopsida; Cupressales; Cupressaceae. Bases 6 to 1070 code for a protein of 354 amino acids. Gene Ontology annotation, molecular function: dioxygenase activity.
UUUCGAUGCAUUCUGUGAACAAAUUCAUAGCCUUAAGAGAGAUUUUUGUAUCAGCAGUAACUUUCUUCGUCAUGCCUUCUGUUAUCACCACCGAGGAAAACGAAAGUGAUCAGGUACCCAUGAUUGAUCUUUCUUUCCUUAGGAAUGGGCUGGGUCACAACGCUGAAGAACUCAUGUUGGCUAAAGUGAAAAAGGCUUGUCAAGAGUGGGGAUGUUUUUUGGUGGUGAAUCACGGAAUAGAGGAGAACAUAAUCACCCAAAUGGAUUCAGCGACCAGAGAGACAUUUAAAGUUUCCAGAGAAAACAAAGAGAAAAUUCAAGGGGAAUUCGGGUACAUUCCCUCCAUGCCUGCACUGCCCUUUCUAGAGAUUCUCCCUGUCAACGGAGCCCCGGAACCCCAUGCAAUCCAAAAGUUUGCCCAAGAGCUGUGGCCUCAAGGAAACCCUAAAAUCUGCAAAAUCAUAGAGGCGUACACUUGUCGCAUUGAGGAGCUCACAAAUGACAUCAUAAAAGUAAUAUUUAAGAGCUUUGGGGUAAGCAAGUACUACGAAUCACAAAAGUUCUGGGGGCUCCUUCGCAUGAACUACUGUGACGUGCCUGAGGAAGCAAGAGGAGGAUUGGGUUCCCAUACAGACCAUAACUUGAUAACCGUGAUAUACCAAGAUAACAAUGGUGGGCUUGAGCUGAAGAAUAAAGCAGGAAAGUGGGUGGCCUUGAAGGCUCCGUACAACUCCUUUGUAGUUUUGACGGGUGAUUCCAUCAAGGCCUGGAGUAACGGACGGAUUCACAGUGGAAUACACAGAGUCCUGAUAACCAGUAAAUCCCAGCGCGUGUCCGUGCCAUACUUUUCCUUUUUUCCAGACGAGACCAUCAUAGAGGCGCCUCCUGAGUUUGUGGACAACAAGCAUUCUCGCCUAUACAAGCCCUUUCCGUAUGGGAAGUACAAAGCUUACUGUAAAGCAAUUAAGAGAGCGAGGUGCGAAAUUGGUGACCUUUUUGAAGGAGAGACUGACGAAGCGUUCCUCGAGAAUUUUCUUGCCUCUUCCACUCCUCAACUGUGCAAUUUUUGAAAAUAUUCAGAUAUGUUACUUUCAUUACUGUAACUUCCAGCUAUAUUGUCGGCAAAGGAAUAAUAGGUAUUAUUGGCAUUGUAAACAUUCAUAUAAUUGCAUAUGUGCUAUUAUAUGGAUACUACUAUAAACUCGAAGAUUAAAUUUUGUGUAUAUGUA